This is a messenger RNA of Aaosphaeria arxii CBS 175.79, 864 nucleotides long. RefSeq lists its product as uncharacterized. The record is from RefSeq and is a predicted model, not a curated record. Bases 1 to 864 code for a protein of 287 amino acids. Lineage: Eukaryota; Fungi; Ascomycota; Dothideomycetes; Pleosporales. The transcript has 2 exons.
AUGUGCAAAUUCAUACUUGUAAUUCAUCUUUGCGGUCAUCGCUCACUUCUCACCACUGCGAAAUUCACAAAGCUUUGUGAUACUGCCUUGAACAUCCGCCUAAUACAAGGACUUGACGGCCCACCCGCUUCCUGUUACCCACUCCCUGAGGAUUGUUACAGCAACGAUAUGGUCGCUCACGCCAACGUGGAUUUGGGACCAUGUGACGCCUGCGAGGACGAUGCCCACUGGGAGCGCGAUUGCCGAACUAUCGCAGAGCUGGACGCCAAAGUUAGAUCUCUCCUAGUCUGCAUUGCGGACGUCCAGGGACCUCUACAACGUGCAUUCACCAAUCCCGAGAGCAAAAUAUUUGCGAGAAUCCCAUCGAAAACCUUACGUAGAUACUUGGAGUCUGCAAGCAUCGAAUUCACAUUCGGAGACAUGUUUGACGACUCUCUUCAACAGGUUUGGGACUCGCUGAACCAGCUCCAGGGAAUCCUUCAGCAAGAUUAUCCGAGAGAAGUUGUGAGCCACCUCGUGUCACACAUCCACCGCAUGAUCGCAGACAUGGAGAUUCGAUUGGCAUUCCUACAUGAAAUCAUGAAAGAGCUAGACAAGGAUGACUUGUACGAGAUGAACACCCGACGUCGCCUUACGCAUCUUUGCCAUGAACUCUGCAAAUCAAUCGGUCUCGACGAUUCCAUCGAAUUUCCGAUCAUAAAUCGUAUAGAACAAGAGCGCCCACACGAUUGCCUAAACACGGUUGAUCGAUAUACAGAAUAUGAUUUUCUGCAGGGUCGUCGUCGACAUCAACGAGCAAAUGCUGAGAAGAACCGCGUGCGCAGAGCGGACAGAAAGUCGUGGUACGAAACGCCCUCCACAUAA